This is a messenger RNA of Molossus molossus (Pallas's mastiff bat), 2158 nucleotides long. RefSeq names its product nuclear receptor subfamily 1 group H member 2 (gene NR1H2). Gene Ontology annotation, biological process: cell differentiation; lipid metabolic process; negative regulation of transcription by RNA polymerase II. Bases 361 to 1740 code for a protein of 459 amino acids. The transcript is spliced from 9 exons. The record is from RefSeq and is a predicted model, not a curated record. Gene Ontology annotation, molecular function: zinc ion binding; RNA polymerase II cis-regulatory region sequence-specific DNA binding; nuclear receptor activity. NCBI's taxonomy places the organism in Eukaryota, Metazoa, Chordata, Mammalia, Chiroptera, Molossidae.
AGUGGCGAAGUUACUUUUGAGAGGACCGGAGCGGCGGUGUCGAGCCAGGUGAUACAGAAGCGGGGAAAGAGAAGCGGAGCAAGGGGACAGACGCAGGUGCACCUGAGUGUGGGGAGACGCGGGAGGAGCCUCAAGCACGGGGCUUCCCGGAGUUCCCCGCGCUGUUCUGCUCAGCCCCUUCUCUCCUUCUCCCUCUCCUUUCCGUAGCUCGCGUCGCCCCCGGCUGUUUCCAGGGCAACGGGAGAAGGAGACCCCGGGAGAGACCGCCCACGAGACCCUCGCGCGCAGCCAUGAGCCCCGCCCCCCACUGGUGUUCGGAGAGGGGCGGGACCUGGAGCGAGGCUGCUCCGUGACCCCACCAUGUCCACCCCUACCUCAAGUUCCCAGAAUACCCCCUUGCCUGGAAAUGUACCCCCUCAGCCCAGCGCCCCCUCUUCUAAACCCGUUGUAAAGGAGGAGCGUCCAGAGCCGUGGCCUGGGGGUCCAGACCCUGAUGUCCCAGGCACUGAUGGGGCCGGCUCAGCUUGCAGCGUGGUCAUCCCAGACCCAGCAGAGGAGCCAGAGCGCAAGCGAAAGAAGGGCCCGGCUCCAAAAAUGCUGGGCCACGAGCUGUGCCGCGUGUGCGGGGACAAGGCCUCCGGCUUCCACUACAAUGUGCUCAGCUGCGAAGGCUGCAAGGGCUUCUUCCGGCGCAGUGUGGUCCGAGGUGGGGCCGGGCGCUACACCUGCCGGGGUGGUGGAACCUGCCAGAUGGAUGCCUUCAUGCGACGCAAGUGCCAGCAGUGCCGGCUGCGCAAGUGCAAGGAGGCCGGGAUGAGGGAGCAGUGCGUCCUCUCCGAAGAACAGAUCCGGAAGAAGAAGAUUCGGAAGCAGCAACAACAGCAGCAGCAGCAGCAGCAGCAGUCACCCAUAGGGCCAGGAGUCAGCAGCAGCUCAGCCUCCGGGCCUGGGGCCUCCCCUGGAGGGUCCGACGGAGGUGGCCAGGGCUCUGGGGAAGGCGAGGGUGUCCAGUUAACAGCUGCUCAGGAACUAAUGAUCCAGCAGUUGGUGGCAGCCCAGCUGCAGUGCAACAAACGCUCCUUCUCUGACCAGCCCAAAGUCACGCCCUGGCCUCUGGGCGCAGACCCCCAGUCCCGUGAUGCCCGCCAACAGCGUUUCGCCCACUUCACGGAGCUGGCUAUCAUCUCAGUCCAGGAGAUUGUGGACUUUGCCAAGCAGGUGCCUGGCUUCCUGCAGUUGGGCCGUGAGGACCAGAUCGCCCUCUUAAAGGCAUCUACCAUUGAGAUCAUGCUGCUGGAGACAGCCAGACGCUAUAACCAUGAGACCGAGUGCAUUACUUUCUUGAAGGACUUCACCUACAGCAAGGAUGAUUUUCACCGUGCAGGCCUGCAGGUGGAGUUUAUCAACCCCAUCUUCGAGUUCUCAAGGGCCAUGCGGCGGCUGGGCCUGGACGACGCCGAGUACGCCCUCCUCAUUGCCAUCAACAUCUUCUCAGCUGACCGGCCCAAUGUGCAGGAGCCGAGCCGCGUGGAGGCCCUGCAGCAGCCCUAUGUGGAGGCGCUGCUCUCCUACACACGCAUCAAGAGGCCCCAGGACCAGCUGCGCUUCCCUCGCAUGUUGAUGAAGCUUGUGAGCCUGCGCACACUCAGCUCUGUGCACUCGGAGCAGGUCUUCGCCCUGCGGCUCCAGGAUAAGAAGCUGCCGCCUCUGCUGUCUGAGAUCUGGGAUGUCCAUGAGUGAAGGGUCCAGCAACCCUGCCCCAAAGCCCUGCACCCUACAAUGAAUGGACAUGGUCACCCCUUCCUCCUCGUGGGGUGGGAAGGAGCCAAGCCUAGGGUCCCACCUUAUGGCUUGGAGCACAGGCCCUGGCCAUACCAGCCCUUAGCCCUCAGGAUAAGUCCCAGUCAGGGUCCAGGAGGCUUCCUCCCUGCCCACUGAGUCUUCCUGGGAGGUGUGGAUGGGUCACAGGCCCUGACCUCUGACCUCUCCAAGCACUUCCAGCUGCCCUCCCCACCCAGCUUACACCUCAAGCCCACUGCGCAGUGCACCUUGAACAGAGGGAGGGGAGGGCUCAAGGCUCUCUCCCACAGCCUGAGAGACCCCAGGCCCCCUCUCCCUCUGCUCUUUUUAUUUAAUAAAAACUUAAAAAACUUUAAAA